Penicillium soppii is the source of this 1350-nucleotide messenger RNA. Its product is annotated as Major facilitator superfamily domain general substrate transporter. The transcript is spliced from 4 exons. Lineage: Eukaryota; Fungi; Ascomycota; Eurotiomycetes; Eurotiales; Aspergillaceae. The record is from RefSeq and is a predicted model, not a curated record. Gene Ontology annotation, molecular function: transmembrane transporter activity. Gene Ontology annotation, cellular component: fungal-type vacuole membrane. Gene Ontology annotation, biological process: transmembrane transport. The coding region runs from base 1 to 1350 and encodes 449 amino acids.
AUGGCCCAAUCAACGGCAACGGGAAUCUCCCUCCAAGACCUAAACAGAACCGGUCUCGAAGAAAGACCCAGAGCAGCCAACCAUGACCUCUCCGCGACCCCUUCAGAAACAGAUAUCAUGCAACAAUCCCUACUAGCCGACUCUCAGGUCCCCGACGGUGGCGAAGCCUGGGUUGUGAUAUCCGGCUGCGCAGUGGUCACAUGGUGGUUCAUUGGAACCAGCUACUGCUGGGGAAUCCUCCAAGCAGCACUAGUAAAAGAGGGCGUUUCAUCAUCGUCAACGCUGGCAUUUGUCGGGUCCCUUGCUACAGCAUGUAUUUCUUUCCUGGGAAUCCUGAAUGCGCGUAUAAUUCGAAAAUUGGGAACGAGAGUAUCUGCCAUGGCGGGUGUUUUCUUUCUUGGGUUGGGGGAGGUGUUGAGCGGGUUUUCGGCGAUGAGUAUCGGGGGAUUGUUUGCUACGGCUGGAGUUGUGAUGGGGAUUGGAAUUAGUCUCUGUUUCAUGGUUGUGUCCGUUACGCCGGCGCAGUACUUCCGCAAGAAGCGCGGGAUUGCCAAUGGCAUUGUCUAUGCGGCGGGUGGACUGGGUGGUGCUGUGAUCAGUUUUGUGAUGAAUGCACUGCUUGACCGCGUCGGCGUGCAAUGGACGUUCCGCAUCAUCGGAUUUGCGACCUGGGGCACCGGUUUGCCGGCUGCAUAUCUGAUCAAGCAGCGGGUUCCUAUUCCACCUUCAGCGAUUGUGGACUGGCGUUUAUUCCGUGACAUCCGCUUCGUGCUUCUCUUCGCAAUGGGCGCUAUUGCGACAUUCCCCCUCUUAGUCCCACCGUUCUUCUUGCCACUUUUCACUGCCUCGCUGGGGAUGUCGUCCGGUACAGGAGCGGGUAUCGUGGCGGCGUUCAAUUUCUCUUCAGCUCUGGGCAGAUUGCUAUGUGGGCUUUGCAGUGAUUUCGUCGGGCCGCUAAACACGCUGUUUAUUUCCCUUCUGCUGAGCGCACUGAGUAUGCUUAUUAUUUGGCCUAUUUCGACUUCUUUGGGUCCUUUGAUUGUAUUUGUCAUUGUGAACGGCAUGGCUAAUGGUGGGUUCUUUUCUACUAUGCCUACUGUCGUUGGUAAUACGUUUGGAUCGGCAAGAGUGUCUGUUGUUAUGGGGAUGGUUGUCACUGGCUGGGCUGGAGGGUAUUUGCUGGGCGCACCGAUCGCCGGAUUUAUCCUCGAUGCCGCUGGUGGCGAGAAAAGUGGAAUCACUGGUUAUCGUCCAGCUAUCUUAUAUGCCGGUUCGAUGACUGUCGUUGCCGCUUUGAUUGGACUGUCUAUCCGGUUGAAGACCGACAAGCAUUUGCUUAAGAGGCUCUAA